This is a messenger RNA of Emys orbicularis (European pond turtle), 1645 nucleotides long. It is a transcript of the gene TTYH2, whose product is annotated as tweety family member 2. Gene Ontology annotation, cellular component: plasma membrane. Gene Ontology annotation, molecular function: intracellularly calcium-gated chloride channel activity; volume-sensitive chloride channel activity. NCBI's taxonomy places the organism in Eukaryota, Metazoa, Chordata, Testudines, Emydidae. The record is from RefSeq and is a predicted model, not a curated record. The transcript is spliced from 14 exons. Bases 1 to 1611 code for a protein of 536 amino acids.
AUGGCCCUGCUGGCCGCGCGCGCCGACUACCUGGCGCCCUGGUGGGCCGCCUGGCUGCACCGCUUCCCGCACGUGAACCUGCGGCUGCAGCCCGUGCCCAGCGCCUUCCGCCCGCAGCAGCCCGACUACCAGCAGUCCCUGCUGUUCCUGGGCCUGGUGGCUGCCGUCUGCCUCGGCCUCAACCUGCUCUUCCUCACCGUCUACCUGAUCUGCCUGUGCAGCUGCAAACGAGAUGAGGAGUCCGAGACCAAGCGGCCCAACUCCUGCUGUGUCACCUGGACGGCUGUGGUGGCUGGCCUCAUCUGCUGCGCUGCCGUCGGCAUCGGGUUCUAUGGGAACAGCGAGACCAACGAUGGGGUGUACCAGCUGAUCUAUGCCCUCGACAAUGCCAACCACACCCUCUCUGGGAUCGACACACUGGUCUCGGGCACCACGGUGCAGAUGAAGGUGGAGCUGGAGCAGCACCUGGCUCGGCUGAACGAGAUCUUCGCCACGCGGGGCGACUACGUGCAGACCCUGAAGUUCCUGCAGCAAAUGGCUGGCAACAUCGUCCUGCAGCUCUCGGGGCUGCCGGUCUGGCAGGACGUGAGCGUUGACCUGACGGUUGUGGCCGGCCAGGUGGGCUACGUGGAGUAUUACAGGUGGCUUUCCUACCUGCUGCUCUUCAUCCUGGACCUGAUCAUCUGCCUCAUCGCCUGCUUGGGGCUGGCCAAGCGCUCCAGGUGCCUCCUCACCACGAUGUUGUGCUGCGGGCUGGUGACGCUCAUCCUCAGCUGGGCCUCCCUGGCUGUGGACACCUCUGCGGCUGUGGGCACCAGUGACUUCUGCGUCGCCCCGGACAAGUUCAUCAUGAACCUAACUCGGGGCGAUCUCAGUGCAGAAGUGGUUCACUACUACCUGUACUGCAGCCAGAACCUGAGCAACCCCUUCCAGCAGGCCCUGACCAUCUACCAGCGCUCGCUCACCACCAUGCAGAUUCAGAUCCAGGGCCUGAUGCAGUUUGCGGUGCCCCUCUUCCCCACGGCCGAGAAAGACCUGCUUGGAAUCCAGCAGCUACUGAACUCCUCCGAGACCAGCCUGCACCAGCUGACGGCCAUGCUGGACUGCCGGGGCCUGCACAAGGAUUACCUGGACGGGCUGAUGGGCGUCUGCUAUGACGGGGUGGAGGGCUUGCUCUAUCUGGCGUUGUUCUCCCUGCUGGCCGCCAUGUCCUUCUCCACUCUCAUCUGUGCCACGCCGCGGGCCUGGAAGCACUUUGCCGACAGGGAUCAGGAUUACGACGACAUCGACGAGGAAGACCCCUUCAACCCGCAGGCCCGUCGCAUCGCCACCCACAACCCCACCCGCGGGCAGCUCCGCAGCUUCUGUAGCUACAGCAGCAGUCUGGGCAGCCAGACCAGCCUGCACCCGCCAGCACAGACCAUCUCCAAUGCCCCAGUGUCUGAGUACAUGAACCAGGCUGCGCUCUUCGGUGGAAACCCGCGCUAUGAAAAUGUCCCGUUGAUUGGAAGAGGCUCUCCUCCCCCUACGUACUCUCCCAGCAUGCGAGCCACGUAUCUUUCCGUCAACGAUGAGCAUAGAAGACAUUACGGCAGUGAAUUCCCAGCCUAAUGCGUGCUCUCCCUGAGCAACUUACAAGAGAUGA